Oncorhynchus tshawytscha (Chinook salmon) is the source of this 4918-nucleotide messenger RNA. RefSeq names its product mitogen-activated protein kinase 8 interacting protein 2 (gene mapk8ip2). Gene Ontology annotation, cellular component: cytoplasm. Gene Ontology annotation, molecular function: protein binding. Lineage: Eukaryota; Metazoa; Chordata; Actinopteri; Salmoniformes; Salmonidae. The coding region runs from base 420 to 4361 and encodes 1313 amino acids. Gene Ontology annotation, biological process: regulation of JNK cascade. The transcript is spliced from 14 exons. The record is from RefSeq and is a predicted model, not a curated record.
CCCUCCCUCUCUGCACCGCUGGCCCACCUCCGCUUCGUGUCACAGGCAUCAUCACAGCGGCAGACAUUUGGCAAGGCAGGCAGCGGACUGCGGGUGUGUGGCUGGUCUGGCGGCAUCGGGAAAAGAUAGGGCUUUUUUGUGUGAUUACCGCAGUGUUGUUCUUUUUCUCUGCCGUUUCCGGGCUGUAGAGUGGAUAGCAGCUCAAGGCAAAUGUGAUGGUGAUGCUGAGUACGCGUAUCUGAUUUGACUAGAUCGAGGCCAGGGGGAUCUGUAACAGCGUGGCGGUAGGAUAGAGGGAGGGAGAGCGAAAGAAACUGGUCUGUCCGUGACUGUGUCCGUCUGUCGCGCGCUCCGUGGUUGUGAAUGGACUGCUCCUUCUGUGAUUCUCUGCAGUCACUUUGAGCCGUUUUUGGAGGAAGAUGGCGGACAGGGCUGAGAUGUUUUCCCUCUCCACCUUCCACUCCCUCACUCCUCCAGGCUGCAGACCUUCCCAUGACAUUAGUCUCGAGGAGUUUGAUGAUGAGGAUCUGUCUGAAAUCACAGACGACUGUGGAAUAGGACUCAACUAUGACUCUGAUCCCUAUGAAAAGGACUGUCUGAUUCUGGAGAAGAGCGAUAUGCACCACCCUGUCUGCUCCUUCCAGGACGACUUCCAGGAGUUUGAGAUGAUCGAUGACGAGGAUGAGGAAGAGGAAGAUGAAGACGAGGUGGAUCCUGACGCUCCUCCGUCCCCCACCGCUUCCCCUCCUUCUUCCCCCACCCUUGGCACCCUGAAGAGCCGGCCCACCACCCUCAACCUCACCACCACUGUCUCACAGGACUCACUGAACAACAACAGCAGUCUUUCUCCAAAGAAGGGCAGCUGGCAGGACUCUCUACGCAACCCUACCUCACAGGGCCGUCUGUCUCCAAACCACUCUUGUCUGGAGGAUGGGAGUCACGUGAUGGGCCAAUGCCCCUCCCAACCAGCCCCCCAGGCCCCAGGGUCCCAGAGCAAAGGUACUCCCCCCAAACAGGCAGGGGAGGGCGCCUACCCCCAGUCCCCUCGCAGGCCCCUCCUUUGCGACAUGGAAGGCAACAGACGGGAGAGGCCUGAAUACGGCUCCUUCGGUCAACACAAGUCUCACCCGGGCUCUAAUGAGGUCAUUAACUCCUCAGCUGACCCUCUGAUCUUCAGAGUUCCAUCCCUGGAUGACCAAUCCCAAUGCUCUGACACUGAGGUUGACCACGACCUCAACAGCGCUGACCACAACCACAAACUUUCACGGUCCUGCACGUCCACCCAGCGACGUGCCACCGACACCUACACGGUCACCACUGAGUCAGGUCUAGACCCGGAACUGGAGAACGAUCCAGACGGGACCAGCCGAUGCCUGUCCUCCACUGCUCCCAUUGGGGGGAAUGACGGAGCUGACACCCCUCUGUCAGAUGAGGAGCUGGAGAAAGAUUUUGAUGUAGAGUUUAUGUGUAAGGAGACUUAUGACAUGGUGUGUAAGGAGAACCAGAGCUCAGUCUAUGUUGAGUUCCCCUCCAUCGAGCCCUCUGAGCUGGCUUCCUUCUCCAGCUACAUGUCAUCAAGCCGCUCUGAUGUUCUCGACCAAUCCCGAAGCACUAAUCAGAGCCAGCGUCCAGGUGCAGCUAUUGAGGUGGCCAAUGACUCCAACUCUCCAUCCUCAGACCCGGGCAUUGCUGACAUGAACGCCAAGCGGUGCUACACCACCUCAGACCAAGACCAGGACCUGAGCUCUCCCGGGUCAGACUCAGACAUCGAAGGGGAGCUUGAGGCAGCAUUUGCCUGCGGAGGACCCCUGGUCUCCAACAUGAUCUCUUCCAUCUCAGAGACAGAGCUGGACCUGACCAGUGAUGACAGUAGUAGUGGACGCUCCUCCCACCUCACCAACUCCAUCGAGGAGGCCAGUUCACCCACCUCCGACCAGGAACUGGACCCGGACACCGAGUUAGAACAGGACAGUGGAAUUGUGGGAAUGAAGGUAUCACUCCUCCUUGGCCAGCCCGACCCCAUCAAAGAGGACUCACCCUUACCCUCACCUUCACAACUUUUCUCCUCAACCCUGGCCACCCCCUCCCCUGCUGACUCCCUCGUCCUACCUCCAGAGCCCUAUGAUGACGGCCAGGCUCUGAUGGGCCUACAAAGUGUAGAUGAUGAUGAUGAUAAUGACUUGCCCUAUGAGCACCAGGCCGACCCAGAUGAGACCCUGCCCCCAGCCCAGCACUGUGAGGACAGCAUGUCCAGACAGAUGGUCCUCCAGAUAGAACCAGACCACAGCCUGGAGAGCUUCAAACGCUCCUUCUACCUGCCAGUAGGACCAAGACUCAUACCCACCCAUGCUGAUGACUACGAUGGGAACAGUGAGGGAGGGUCUGAGUCGGAGAGCGAGGAUGAGCUGAGCGAGAAUUCAGACUCACCUUGGUUGCUAAGCAACCUGGUGAACAAGAUGAUCUCGGAGGGGUCUUAUCCAAUCAGCUGUCCUGAGGACUGUUUCAAGAGGUCAGUGUCCAUCUCGGACACCAUCUCACCCUCCUCGGACAUCGAGCCAGACGCGUUCACCGAAGCCACGGACGAACAAAUGCAGAAAUCUGGGACGAAGAGAUCGGAGGAGGAGGAUAAAGAAGGGACAGGCCUGAGGAAGGAAGGGAAGGGUAGAGAUAAGAGGGAGAAGAGUGCAGAGCCACCCAAAGGGAAUGCAGGGAAAGCAAACGAAAGAUUCGGCUCCUGUCUGUACAUGAACAAUCCUACAGCUGACACCAUCAGACCGGUGAUCGUGGAGCGCUAUGGCAACAGGAUAUCCACAGACAACAACCACACUCAGGACUCUGAGAAAGACACCAGCCCUAAAUCUGGCAAAAACACCAAGAAGAAGGAUGAGGAAAUGGAUGUUAUUGUGGAGCCUGAUAACGACCUGAUGAUGCUGGAGGGGAGGAAGGAACUGGACUCUCCCAGUCUGAGUGACAGCGUAGCGAGUGACAAGGACGAAGGCCGCGAGAUUGAGGCCAAGCCCACCGGACGCUCUACGGCCUCCCUGGAACGCAUCACCACGGUCAAACACAGCAUGACGCUGGACAUCCCCACUGCCCAGACCAACCGAUGCUUCAGCCUCACCUACUCCACCGACAACGAUGAGGAAGAGGAGGAGGAAGAGGAAGGAGACUGCUCCCCGUUCCUGAGCUGCCUGAGGAAGCAGUCAUCCUAUCGUGGCAGCAAUCAAUAUCUGGACAGCUCCCCGCCUAUCGAUGAGAGCGUCCAGGACCUCCCCCUGUCAAAGCAGGACCCCCCCCUGUGUGUGAGGGACCUCCCCCUGCAGGCCCUGCGGUCCAGGCCAGAUGAUGACGGUCUGGCGUACGACUCCAUGAAGUACACUCUGGUGGUGGAUGAGAACACUACACUGGAGCUGGUCAGCCUCAGGCGAUGUACCUCAGUGCUGAGUGACGACAGUGAGCUGUCUACACUGUGUGAUGAUGACCCUCUUGGGACGGGGGAGGUGGGAAACGGACAGGGGAAUGGAGGGGUGCGGCCAGAACUCCUCAGCUCGUCAGAAGACUCCUCCCCUGAGGCUGACAUGCACUUCUCCAAGAAGUUCCUCAAUGUGUUUGUCAACAGCACCUCUCGAUCCUCCAGCACAGAGUCGUUUGGGCUGUUCUCCUGUACCAUCAAUGGAGAAGAGCGGGACCAGACACACAGGGCUGUCUACAGGUUUAUCCCCAGACAUGUGGAUGAGUUGGAGCUGGAUGUGGACGACCCUCUAUAUGUCGAGGAAGAGGAGGAUGACUACUGGUACAGAGGCUACAACAUGCGGACGGGAGAGAGGGGGAUAUUCCCAGCCUUCUACGCCCAUGAGGUCAUAGGGCAGUCCAAGGAGAUAAUGGGAAUGAAGAGGAACCCAGCCUGGAUGGACAGUUUCAGUGUUCAGUUCCUGGGUUCUGUGGAGGUGCCCUAUCACCAAGGCAAUGGCAUCCUCUGUGCUGCCAUGCAAAAGAUUGCGAUAGCGAGGAAGCGGACGGUCCAUUUGCGGCCCCCCUCUCUGUGUGAGCUGGAGAUCAGUCUACAAGGGGUUAAACUGGUGAUGAGCCUGGAGGAUGAAUACGACACUAUGGAUGAGUUUGACAGAUGUAGUCACUUCUUCCAGAUGAAGAACAUCUCUUUCUGUGGAUGCCAUCCAAAAAACAAUUGCUACUUUGGCUUCAUCACUAAGCACCCCAUGCUGAACAGGUUUGCCUGCCAUGUCUUCGUCUCCCAGGAGUCAAUGCGGCGUGUGGCCGAGAGUGUUGGACGGGCUUUCCAGGAGUAUUACCAGGAGCACCUGGAGUAUGCCUGCCCCACCGAAGACAUCUACCUGGAGUAGAGCAGGCAGGAAGCAGGAAAUGUUGCCAUGACAACAGUCUUCUCUUCUUCUUCCUGCUGCUGCUUGUAUGUUUAUCAAUUUCAAUCACCAGAGGACGCUGGUGGGUCUUCUCUCCAUUGCAAAAAAUACCCCUAUAUCUCUCUCUGAAACGGAAAUGCUCAUUUCAGUUCUACAGUAUGCUAUGUGUUUUAUUUAUUGAUUCAUUUGUUUGUUUAUUUUCCCUCUUCUAGAUGGAUUGCCUGUUUUUUACCUUUUGUUUUCUAUGAUACAGUUGUAGGAAUAAGGGUCUUGGCACCUGUUAUUUUAGAUAUGACGUAUUAUAUUCCUACUACUGCUAUUUCACAUGUUUGAAUGCAUGGUUAGGAGGGUAAUGCACACACAGAGCUAUUAGGACACAAAACCAGCUCAACAUUGAAUAGGACCUGGAUCAUAUUAUUUGGUCAGAUAUGGUUUGGUGUAAAUAUACACUACCGUUCAAAAGCUCGGGGUCACUUGUUUUUGAAAGAAAAGCACAUUUUUGUCCAUUAAAAUAAUACCAAAUUGAUCAGAAAUACAGU